Syngnathus typhle (broad-nosed pipefish) is the source of this 1682-nucleotide messenger RNA. RefSeq names its product deoxyribonuclease 1 like 4, tandem duplicate 1 (gene dnase1l4.1). Gene Ontology annotation, biological process: DNA catabolic process. The transcript has 10 exons. Gene Ontology annotation, cellular component: nucleus. Lineage: Eukaryota; Metazoa; Chordata; Actinopteri; Syngnathiformes; Syngnathidae. The record is from RefSeq and is a predicted model, not a curated record. Bases 239 to 1231 code for a protein of 330 amino acids. Gene Ontology annotation, molecular function: DNA nuclease activity.
CCACCACCACACACACACACACACGCAGCAGGCAAAUGACUUUUCAUCUGCAUAUAGGUCACUUUGGACCAAUCGCUGGGCUGCAGCUCACCUUUGUCAAGUGCGUUUGUGUGCGUCUACGUGUGUGUGUGUGUCUCUCCCUUGGCUCAGAGCUUGGAUAUUGUUUGGUAUCUCCUGGCUAACAGCACACACGACAACUCGCUGGUGGCCUUUUCCUCCAGUUGCAGCAACCGCCGCCAUGAAAAUAGCAUCGUUUAACAUCCAGAAGUUUGGACGAAGCAAAGUGUCUGACCCUGACGUACUUCGGAUCCUGGUCCAGAUUAUCCGUCGCUAUGACAUCAUCGUGAUCCUGGAGGUGGUGGACAUCAGCGGCACAUCGGUCCAAACCUUGCUGAAUGCGCUCAAUACGCCCAACGCGUCUCAUCACUAUACUCUGAAGAUCAGCACUCGGCUAGGACGAUCCCACUACAAGGAGCAGUUCAUGUUCCUCUACAGGGACGAUCUGGUGGACCUGGUGGGCUCGUACCAGUUUGACGACCAGGUGACGGAUGGCGGCGACGUCUUCGCCAGGGACCCGUACAUCCUGAGAUUCCGAUGUCAUGACACAGUGCUGAAGGACCUCGUGAUGAUUCCCGUCCACACCAAACCGGAUGACUCGGAGACGGAGCUCGACAAGCUCUUUGACGUCUUUCAGCAUGUCAAGAUGAAGUGGAGGACUGAUAACGUGAUGAUCUUGGGCGACUUCAACGCGGAUGGCGCGUACGUGUCCAACAGGGAGUUGGAGGCUAUCCGCAUUCGCAGCGAUAAAAACUUCCACUGGCUAAUCGGAGAUGACGUCGACACCACGGCCAGUGUAGGCAACACGCAUACAUACGACAGAAUCGUGGUCUACGGCGACGACAUGCUCCGCGCUGUGGUGCCAAACUCGGCCAGACCCUUCAACUUCCAAAAAGCGUUCCAUCUCAGCAAUGAGCAGGCACUGAAGGUGAGCGACCAUUACCCGGUGGAGGUCGAGCUGAGGUCACUCACUACGCCACCACCGCAAAAUGAAGGUACCCCAGCAGUUCCGCAAUCGGACAAUGAACUGCAGGAGUUGAAAAGAGGAAACUUGCUGCUGGAGCGUGAGAAACUCAACCUGGAGAUCCAAAUUUUGCAGCUGAAGUUGGCCAAGAUGCAGCAAGGAGAUGAACAGCCUCGCCAGGAGCCAACCUCAAGCUGCAAAAUGCUGUGAGAUGAUGACACACUGCAAAAUGUUGAAUACUGAAGCCAAUAGUCUCGUUUACAAGCCGGGACGUCGCCGAGGGCCUUUGUAGGGCGACGUUAGUACAUUUCAACAUUAUUCUGCUGAACUGAAGAGAUCUGAGUCGUCUACUAGCUGAAUAAUUCAAAGCUUCAAGUCACUUGCUUCAGAAGGCCAACACGACCACUUUUACUAUCCACUUUAUGGAGGCAUCAUUUUGUUAUAAUCAAUUCAUGACCUCAGUGAGUACUUUUAUGGUUUUGCUCAUUCAACUUAAUUUCAUUGAAUGCUUUUUUUUUUUUUCUAGGUUUUUAAAGUGUUUAUUAUAUUGUGGAGUAAACCAUAAAGGUACAACUAUAGACUCUUGUGGAACUCCGCAGUCCCUUUUACUGAAUGCUAUAACAUCCAACAUUAUAUUAAAAAUAACCUAAUACUUAAACUA